CCCUGUCAAAAUUUCUUUUUCUCAAUUUCAUUUUAUCUAAAUUUAAUCGUUUUAACUUUAUUGUUAAGUAUUCCUCGAUUACCUCGGCAUGUGUUUAGGACGGUUUACGGGUGGCUUACACAAGCCCCUACUUCAGACUCUUUCCGUAACCGUAACACAUUCUGUGCAUUUGCCUCGGCCAGUAUCAUUUAAAUUGCAGCUGUUUUCAUUUUGCAAGAAAGCCGGGAAUGGUGCCGGCGAUAAAAUGGGAAGCCCAUGCAAGCAUUACCAGAACAUUUUGGAACAGCGCAGGCAUGCUAAAGAGAAAGCCGAGAAUGCCCGAAAGAAUAAGAAAGAUGCCGCCAAGUUAGAAGCGUAUCAAAAGAAAUGCUUCGAGUCGAGGAAAAGAGCAUUGAAGAAGGAAAUGGAGUGCAUGGACCCGUACGAAAAGCAGGCAAUGCAAAAGUUGAUGGGUUGUCUGCUACAUGGCAUGGCUAAAUCUUGCAAGAAGUCAGCGCUUAGGAAACUCUGCAAAGAAAAGGAACUUAGGUCCAAAUGCCAUGAAUUAACGUUGUUGAAAAAGCUUAAGAUAUUGCUGAGAAUGUGCGAAAAGGAACAGAAGAAAUUUAAAGAUGCUGAACAAGCUAGCGAAUGUGACGACUGUGCCACAGAUAAUGACACUGACACUAAGCAGAAAGAUCCGUUUAAGUUGCUAUGUUGUUCAUUGAAAGAGAAUGCUACAGUGAAACCUGAUGAGUCGAAAAAUCUAUUUACACAGAAAUGCGAUAACUGUGUUAAUAAUGAAUUGCUAUCAAUAUGUCGACUUCGCAAGGAGUUGUCCAAAUGCGAGAAGCAAAAACUUGCGAAGUUCUACAAUUGUAUACAAUCGAAACUUACGCAGUUGUGCAGGAAAAAAGUGUUACUUGAAAUGUGUAAUGAAUCUGGUCAAGACAAGAUAAUGCAAAACUUCAAUAAAAUGAAGGCUGGUAAAACAGGCAAGACUAGCAGUGAGAAAGCAGCUAGUAAGGAAAUAGCGGCUGAAAGAGCGAAGCGAAAGGAAGAAGCCCUAGCGCGCAAUGUCAAACUUAAUGCGCUUCGAGAAAGAUGCGAAAAAAUUGCUUAUGCAGAAGAUGAUUGCGAUGAUGGUAACAUCAAUGAGCGCAAAAAGAGUAAAUCUCAAACAAAGAUCAAAAACUCAAAAAAAGAAAAAAAGCCGAGCACUCAUGAAAAAAAACUAGUUAAAGAUAAAGAAUGCAAAAAAAAGCCUCUAGAAAGAAAAGAAAAAGUCCAAAAAGAAAACUGCAAGUCGAUCGUUAAUGAUAAAAAAGAUAAUGAGCUGGAAAAAAUAAAGAAAAAAUGUGAAGAAAAAGCCCUGAGAAAAAAGUGCGAGGAGGAAGAACUAAGAAGAAAGUGCGAAAGAGAAGCGUUGAAAAAAAAGUGUGAGGAGGAAGAAGAAAAAGCGCUAAGAAAAAAGUGCAAAGAACACGAAUUAAGAGAAAAGUGCAAGGAAGAUGAGCGUAGGGCACAAAAAAAGAUACAAGAGUUGAGGAAAAAAUGCGAGGAAGCAGCCCUAAGGAAGAAGUGUAAGGAGGAAGAAGCUUUAAGAAAAAAAUGCGAGGAGGAAGCAGCACUAAAGAAAAAGCGCGAGGAAGAAGAACAAAAAAAGAAAUGUGAAGAGUUUGAAGCCAAAAAAAGAGCUGAGGCUUAUGAACAGUUCCGAUCGUGUCUUUACAGACCAACAAAAAGCCAAGACUAUCAAGCUAAUAACAAAGUUUCUAUUAUCGGUGUCGGAGCCGUUGGCAUGGCAGCUGCUAUUACCAUUCUGACCAAGAAAAUAACCAAUCAUUUAGCACUCGUCGACAUCAAUCGGACCAUGUGUGAAUCGGAACGCUUGGAUUUGCUACAUGGUUCGAUGUUUGCAAAUAGUUGCAGAAUCGAAAGUGGCAACAUGUCUGUCACAAAGAAUUCGAGAGUGGUCCUAAUGACGGCUGGGCCACGUCCCGAUCCAAAUCUAUCACGAAUGAGUGUUGCAAAAGAUACCAUAGAGAUUAUCAAAAGUGUGAUGCCAGCUGCUGCCAAGCAUAGUCCCAAAGGAGUAUUCAUAAUACUCUCCGAGCCCGUCGAUGUGAUGACCUGGGUGGCACAGAAAAUUACGAAAUUGCCCUACGAGCAGAUCUUCGGUACUGGCUGCCAUUUGGACACAGCACGCUUUCGCGCAAUUGUUGGACAACAAAUGAACAUAUCGCCGUGCUCCAUAAAUGGCUACGUGGUGGGCGAGCAUGGCGAGAGCUUAGUGCCAUUGUGGUCCUCGCUGACCAUAGGAGGUGUACGCUUGAUGAAUAUGAUUCCGAACAUAGGAACUGAGCAGGAUCCCAUGCGAUGGUCAGAUGUCCGUAUGGAUGUGGUGAAUGCUGCUUUGAAGGUGAAGGAAGGCAAGGGCUAUACCAAUUGGGCCAUUGCACUUUCUGUUGCGGACAUUAUUUCAGCAAUUUUUGACGACUCGUAUCGCGUUAUAUCGUUGUCAACAAAUGUGGCAGGCAUGUGCGGCAUAGAGGAGGAUAUGUUUCUAUCAUUACCAUGCAUUCUAAACAGGUGGGGAAUUUGUGGCAUUGUGCGUCCGAUUUUAACAGAUUGGGAGAAACGCAUGUUUCUAAAUUCUGCUUCAGUGAUACGCAAUGCUCAGACCAUUAUGAAAUUUUAGUUGAAAAUUAAUAUGCUAAAUUGAAAUUAAAU
Molecule: messenger RNA, 2712 nt
Organism: Drosophila busckii
Lineage: Eukaryota; Metazoa; Arthropoda; Insecta; Diptera; Drosophilidae
Product: axoneme-associated protein mst101(2)
Exons: 1
Coding region: 89-2680 (863 amino acids)
Biological process (GO): carboxylic acid metabolic process
Molecular function (GO): oxidoreductase activity, acting on the CH-OH group of donors, NAD or NADP as acceptor
Source: RefSeq, a predicted model, not a curated record